AAGGCACGGAGAGAAGAAGAAGGAAUAGCGAGAGAGCGAGCGAGCGGGCGAGCGGUCCGACUCCGAGCGGGGGCUAGAAGUGCUGCAAGGGCAGUGAAGGGGAGCGACGACGGGGAGAAGUUGUUCUCUCGCUCUCUUCUUCGUUUGGCUGGUGGUGUUGUUGUCGUCGUUGUCUAGAGAGAGUGGCGUGAGAGAGAGAGAGAUUUGGGUCUUCCAUCUUCUUCGCCGUUUGAUCGUCGCUCGACGUUUGCUGGCAGGCAGCGAGGCGAGGCACUCGGGCAGGCACGCAGAGGCAGAGGCAGGCAGAAGACACAGGCACGCGCAGACUCUGAGAGUUAAGGCGAGAGAGAGAGAGAGGGAGGGAGAGAGCGCGAGGGGGUGGAGCAGGGCGGGCAGGCAGGCGAGCAGCAGGGGCAAAGGCUCGACGCGUAGACGAGGGCAGAGAGACGAGACGCAGCAGCUUUGACGACAGGCAGAAGAGGUGGGAGUAGAGGUGCCGCUGCUGGUGGUGGUGGAGGUGGCGCCGAGACGAGCAGCAGGAGGAGGAGGAGUAGUAGCCCAAGCCCAUUGCUCUCGGGCGCUUGUGUGCUUGCGCUGCUGCUGCUGCUCGACGACGACGUCGUCGUUGUGAUUGUUGUUUCUCGCCCCAUCUACCAGCUGCUUCAUCGGCAUCGGCGCCAGAGAGGGGAGAGGGAGCCACGGGAGGGAGGGUCGGAGAGCAGGAGCAGGAGCAGGUGGGCGGGCGGGCGAGCGAGCGAGCCGAGCAUCGCUUCAUCGCUGCAGGUCUCGGGGCUGCAUUGCAUUGCGCGGUGGCGGCGUCGCGGUGCCGGCUGGAGGGGGGUUCCGAUGCAGGAGCCGUCGGCGUGACGAGGCGGGGACGGCCCGGGCCGCAGGGAGCCUUGCGAAGCGCGGAGGGAGAAGAUUAAGAGGGAUUGUCACGAAAUCAGUAAAGCUGAUGUUUUGCGGGCCCGAUGUGGGGGGACGAAUCCUUUCCACAAGUUGCGGCUCGUGCAGGAGGAAUUUGUCUAGUAUAGCAGAGAGAGAGGGCGAAGGAGGAAGUAGGCAGCGGGGAUCAGCCGAUUCGUGGCCGAGGGCGUGGGAGUCUCCGUGCAUUUAUGGAACAGGAUGAUGAAGAGUUUGAGCAGCUGUUGGGAGAGAUCCCGCGCGCAACCUCAGCGCCCCCCCAUCUAGAAGAAUUGCAGAGAGCGUACGGAGCCGAGCUGAACAACUCGCCGUUCGUGGCAUCGCUGCGAGAGGACAAUCUGUCGCCGCCCGUGAAGCCUUUCAUCGACAUCCGCUGCGACGAGCAAUACGAGAAUUUCUACCGAAAUUAUUCCGGGGUGAAGAAGCUGCCGCCGCCCAUGGAAAAUCGCAACCUGUACGCGGAUUACCCGCUCAUGUCGCCCAAGGCGUCGUCGGGCAACAAUCACCUGUCGCCCUUCUACAGCGGCCUGGCGCUGGAUUCCCCGCGCACCAUGGCAGGCAUGCGGCGCCAGAAGCAGGAGCCGAUGGCCAAUCAGAUGGGCGCCAGCACCAAUUCGAGCAACAAUUCCGGCCGCACCGCCUCGCCGCCCUCGGAUCACCACCACCCGCCCAAAUCCGCCGACGAGCGCUCCAUCUCGGCCGCCUUCGGCAACCUCAGCUUCGAGGAGAGCCCUAGCAACGGGAUGAUGGGCGGCCGCCUGCACGAGGAGAAUGUCGGCCCCGGCGAGAGCCGGGGCCAGCCCAACGGCGGCCUCGACCACGGCGGCCCCAUGCCCAAUGGCCGCAGCGCGGCCAUCUCCAACGGCCUCUACUCGCACAUGAGCGCCUUCUCCACGGGCUUCGCGCCCGAGCCCCCGGGCGGCCCCCUGGACGCCUUCGGCAACCCCCGCCCGGGGGUGCCCUCGGCCACCAUGGACCUCUUCGCGCAGAAAUCCGCGGGGCCCUCGCCCCUCGAGGCGCCCAGCAACGGCGGGGGCUACGCGGGGCUGGAGGAGUUCGGCGGCCCCGUCUCGCACCAGGCCCUCGAGAAGUUCCUGCGCCGCGGCUCGCCCCCGGGCCUCGACGCGCACGCCUUCAACGGCGCCGCGGCGCGCCAGGCCAAUGGGCUUAUGGUGGACGCCGGGGGCUUCGCGGGCGUCGGGGGCUCCACCUCCGCCGCGCACCACCAGCACCAGCUCGAGGCCUACACUGCGGCCGCGCUGCAGGCGGCGCGCCUCAUGAACCCCGGCAACGGCAGCGAUCUGUACAGCGGCAUGGAGUUCAAUUCGAACGCGCGCGCGCUCUACUCGCACCGCCUGCACCAGCAGAUCGACGCCGAGCAGCGCCUGCGCGAGCGCCAGUAUCAGUUACAACAGCACCAGCAGUCGAUGAGGUUCUACGCCUCGCUGCAGGCGCACACGAACGGCGGCCUCGGCCCGGCCUCGGCCUCGCGCGGCCACUCGCCCACGGGCAACUCCUCGGCAAUGCGCCAGACCGCAUUGCUCUCCUCCUCGGCUGGCGCUGGGGCUGGCGCUGGCGCUGCCCCCGGAUCCGCCGCGCACCACCUCAAGACCGUCCGCAGCCACGAGCAGCUCUGGACUGUCCCGGGCGCAGGCGGCGGGGCCUCGGUGAUCGGCCACAGCAACGGCGAAUUGGGCCGCGCCUCGCUGAAUAACAGCAUCUGCCGCUACUACGCGCAGGGCUACUGCAGCCGCGGCGAUGCCUGCCCCUUCCUGCACACCCAGGCCUCGCAGGGCUUCGGAUCCGUGCGCGUUACCCCUGGUAACACCUUCAAAGAGGCCGGCCGCGAGGAUCGCCUCAUCUCCGACAAUAAGAUGCUGCCCCGGCGUGGAGCCUCUCGCGCAGCUGCUGCCCCUGCCAUCUCGGCCUCUGCUCUGCAGCGGCGCAAGCCCGAGAGCCUCCCUAAUGGCACCACUCCGCACAUCAACGGCCACGCCUAUGUUAAUGGCCACCACCCCAGCCCCAUCAGCUUUCACGGCGACGUCCAGAAUCACAUUCAUGGCGAGCACAAUUUGGAGUAUGAGGGCCCCCGACAUGCCAUCGUGGGCACUCCGCACCUGUCCCAGCAGAACCAGCAGCCCAAGUACAACACCUUGGAGGAGGUCGAGGGCCGAAUUUUCUCCAUCGCCAAAGAUCAGCAUGGCUGUCGCUUUCUGCAACGCAAGUUCGACGAAGGGGGCCCCGAAGAUGUACAGAAGAUAUUCCAGGAGAUCAUUGAGCACAUAAUUGAACUCAUGACAGAUCCGUUCGGGAAUUACCUUGUCCAGAAAUUGCUGGAGGUUUGCAACGAGGAACAGAGAAUGGAGAUCCUGCACGUCGUCACCGAGAAAGGCGAACUCGUCCAAAUAUCUCUGAACAUGCAUGGAACUCGAGCCGUGCAGAAGCUGAUCGAGACACUGAAGUCACCUGAACAGGUUGCAAUGGUCAUAGCUUCGCUUAAGCAGGGUGUGGUAACUCUCAUCAAGGAUCUGAAUGGUAACCAUGUUGUCCAGCGCUGUCUGCAACGCCUGAGCACAGAGGACAGUCAGUUCAUCUUCGAUGCCGCAGCAGUACACUGUGUUGAGAUUGCAACACAUCGCCAUGGGUGCUGCGUGCUUCAGCGUUGCGUGGAUUUCGCUUCUGGACCUCAGCGACAGCGUUUGGUAACUGAAAUUGCCGCCAACGCACUUGUCCUGUCACAGGAUCCCUUUGGGAACUAUGUGGUUCAGUACAUUCUGGACCUCGGGAUGCCAUGGGCAUCUGUGGAAGUUAUGGUGAGGCUGGAAGGCAAUUAUCCAUACCUUGCCAUGCAGAAAUUCUCAAGCAAUGUGGUCGAGAAGUGUCUGAAGCUAGCCGGUGAUGAGAAUCGCUCUCGCAUCGUUCGCGAGCUUAUGGGGAGUCCACGACUUGGUCAAAUGUUACAGGACCCUUAUGCCAAUUAUGUUGUCCAGUCUGCUCUCACAGUUGCUAAGGGAUCUCUUCAUACCGGGUUGGUCGAAGCCAUCCGUCCUCACCUUUCAGUGCUACGGAGCAGUCCCUAUGGGAAGCGCAUCCUCUCCCGCACUAAUCUUAAGAAGUAGUUCUCCUUCGGUUCAACAUCUCAAUGAACUCUCUUCAUCAAUGCUGGAGGGUGGCAGUGAAGUAGAGUAUUUCAAUUCUCGUGUAACACUCACGGGAGAAACGUGUAUUGGUCUCCUCUCAUGUGUUCUAUAUUAAGUUCGUGUCGUCGACUCCAUUCAUUCGGCAUAAUGUACAAAGCAAUGAAGAUGUGUGGUCAGGGGGUGCGUACGUGCACACUGUAUUUUGGGUGGGAUUUUAGGGCCAUAUCACACAAAGCAGUAAGAUGAGCUUUGAAUCUGUACAUCAGAGCAUGAUUGAUUGAUGCCAAGAGAAAACAAGGGAGAGCUCGUUAGAACCUGGUCUUUCAGGCCAGCAUUGAUCCCCCAUUUAGUUUCAGCAAUAGGCCCUGUAGAGAUGAAGAAAACACUGUUGAGGAAAUAUGGAGAACAGAGGGGUGUAGGGGGGUGGGAGCUGUCCUUUGUGAGCAGUCUCCCUAUAUUUUGGCCACAUUGUAACAGAUCCCGAGUGGACUGAUAUCACUUGGGGGUCUAAAACUGGGAAGGUGAGUAUUAUGGUAGGACACUCAGAAAAGAGUCAUGUCAACAAUAGGUAGGUUAGGGUUUGCUGGCUUAUGUUAACAUGUGGCUAGUGAACUGUGUAUGUUCUACCCUCUCCAGCAUAAGGGACGUGGAGAAUCAGGGCACCUUUGUGCAGUAAAGCUCGCCAAUCAAAAGAUUAACUAGUUAGUAGGUAAUCGAUUACAAAGGGAGAUGUUGUAGCCAGGUUGUAUCAAGCCAAUUUUUUGCUGGCUAGAGCGUCGGUGAUUUUAGAUUUAACCUUCUACAAUUCAUUUGUUGCAAAUUGGCUUUACGCCGGAGGGAUUAUGUCCUGCACUGUUGUAUCGUAAAUGGUAACUUUUAAAUUCAAUAUCACAUUUUCAUUAUUGUCAGGCCUU
This is a messenger RNA of Marchantia polymorpha subsp. ruderalis, 4978 nucleotides long. The record is from the annotation of a GenBank genome assembly. NCBI's taxonomy places the organism in Eukaryota, Viridiplantae, Streptophyta, Marchantiopsida, Marchantiales, Marchantiaceae.